GGACUGCUUUACAAGUUUAGCUUUUGGUUGAAGGAUCCCUUCUACUUUGUACAAGGCUUCCCGCGCCUGCUUCUUGGGCCCAGUCAUAUGGCCUGUCAUGUUUUUUACUGCUGGAGAUCCCUCAAUUCUUCUUUUUCAACAAGGUAUCGCCACAUAGAGCCUUAUAAGGCAAUCUUUAUGAACCACUUGCUUCUUCAUACAUCUGCUCCUUUACAUUUCACUCAUAAGAGAUAAUAAUGUCAAAUCUGUAGACGUUUCAGUCGCCGGAAGUCAUAACCCGGAAGUUGAUGUCAUACCAAAUCGAGGCUCUAAAAUUUUAGAAAAAUAUUAUUUUACAGUUUAUUUUCCAGUUUUGGUCCAAUUCAAUCCAUGUGUAGUAUAGUUCGCAUGUGUGUUAUGUAGUUAUGUAGUCCAAUUAUCUUGGGAAGCUAUGGUUAAUGAUAGAGAUUAUGAUGUCAGAUCAAGAGUCUAAAAGUACCAAACAGUGUGCCUGUAAGGGUAUUAGAACAUGCCUCGUGUGUGAGCCAACAACCAUAGAACAGAAACUUCCAAACAGAAGGGUAAGAAAGGAAACCUAUUUAUAUUGCCAAAAGUGUGAAAAGGCAUGGCUACAAGAAGAGGGAUCCACAAAUGAUCAUUCCAACCAUUCAGGACAGUCCAUACAAUUCCCUGGAGUUUACGUCAAAACUGAUUUUUUAACAGAAAUUGAGGAGAAAACUCUGGUGUCUGAGGUAGAAAAACAACCAUGGGUAGAGUCACAGUCAGGACGUAGAAAACAGGAUUAUGGGCCAAAAGUAAAUUUCAAGAAGAAAAAGAUAAAAACAGCAUCAUUCACGGGCCUACCAGAAUUCAGCGAAUCAAUAAUCGACAAACUCACUAAUCUUCCAUUGCUGAAAAACUUUAAGGUUGUUGAACAAUGCAAUUUGGAGUAUGACCCGAAACAUGGAGCCGCAAUAGACCCCCAUUUUGAUGACUUUUGGCUGUGGGGUGAACACCUAGUGACGUUAAACCUUUUAUCAGAUACAUUUUACACAAUGAGUGACCCACAGAAUGAGGAUUAUAUAGUCAAGAUAUAUUUACCUCCUCGAUCGCUUGUGGUCCUUUAUGGUCCGGCUAGGUUCAAAUGGAAGCAUGCAAUUGAAAGGGGGGAUAUAAACGCAAGACGAUUGGCUAUCACAUUAAGAGAGUUAACCCCUGAAUUUCUGGAGGAUGGACCGAAAGAGGAGCAAGGGAGAGAAUUGUUAAAGAUCGCAUAUGGGUUUAAAGGGCUCCCAGUUGGAGUCGCAGUGAUAUGAAUGCCAUGAAAUUAGUGAUUUUGGACAUCUCUCCAAGUAGCAUUUUUAAUUGUUUGCUUUUGGUCUUGUUGAGCUCAUCCAUGUAGCAGUCCUGUUUA
Molecule: messenger RNA, 1393 nt
Organism: Owenia fusiformis
Lineage: Eukaryota; Metazoa; Annelida; Polychaeta; Sabellida; Oweniidae
Source: the annotation of a GenBank genome assembly